AGAAUCUCCUCUAUCCGACCAUACCCAUUUUAUUCCCGAAAUCCUGGGAUGGUAUACUAAAUUCUUCCCCAGUACUAAAACAGUGGAUUAAUUUUUGUGCACUUCGCGCCAGAAACCUUCGAAAGAAAUUUGCAGUUUGAAAUGGGUUUAAGUUCGCGGAGUCUAACGAAGUUGCUACUUAGCGCUUUUCUCACGUUAACCAGAAUAACUCCUGCAGAGACUGAUGAACGGCAGAAAAGGAUGGAGUAUCGUUUAAAUCAGGACGUUUUAGAAAAUUUGUUUGGCGUAAUCAGGUUAAAAGGCGGUCUUCACGAUCACCCUGACAGGAAGGAAUUCAAGUAUAGGCUACGUUCCUAUAUACUUGGUCACAACGAAAGACCGAUUACAGAUGAAGGAAAUAUUGAAGUCGACAACACCCCAGAUUUCGAAGGGAAUUACUUAUCUCUAACCGGUAAUAUUUUUCAACGUGUGUCAGUUGAUUUAAAUUCCGCUGACCCAAUUGAAAAAAAUUAUGACUUGAAGAUUCUCAACAACGACGGGCUUGAAAAUUUUUCUGCCACAAACUUGGUAAAGAUAACCCCGAAACUUGUGCCAAUUCAGAAAAUUGUUCGUCUUAUACUUGGGUGGAUCACCUAUCUGAAGGAGGACUUUCAAAACCAACAGAUACAUAUGUUGAUGGAGCAUAUGAGAGCCUUGCAAGCAGUAUUUGACGCCUUAAAUGGUACUGAUUUGCAUAUAUGUACAUACAAUAGCGUGCAUAACUGAGUAAAUGGUUAUCAAUACUGCAUGUAUGGUCCCGUAAAAAUUUUAGUACUUCAUCAAUUUUAACAAAACUUUUGGAAUUUGUUCACUUAUUUUUCCUCUUACAAAAGCCUCCUAUCGCUUUUGGAACGACCAGUUUUCUAACGAAAUCUUUGCAAUGCCGCAUUUACUCAGAAUUGCACGUUUUGCACAUUGGAAAAAAUAAAACGAUCGCGUGAUCAACAUAACGGGGAUUUACCACUAUUUUUCGUUUACUUAUUCAGUUGCAUUUUCUGUACACGUGUUUCACUUUUUUAAAGUUUUUUGACGAGAUAACAUCUACUUAAAAAAAAUGAAGAAAAUAUCUGUUGAAUUAGAAAACAGCAUCGUGACAUUGACAAGAGAUGAUCUCUCGUCUAGGCAAA
Bactrocera tryoni is the source of this 1166-nucleotide messenger RNA. RefSeq lists its product as uncharacterized. The record is from RefSeq and is a predicted model, not a curated record. Lineage: Eukaryota; Metazoa; Arthropoda; Insecta; Diptera; Tephritidae. The coding region runs from base 142 to 765 and encodes 207 amino acids. The transcript is spliced from 3 exons.